GCGGCCCGUGUUGGUUCCAGCUGACCGGGAGAGAGAGAGGGAGAGAGAGGGAGAGAGAGGGAGGAAAAUAAGAGCCAUCACAUCUAUCUGACUCUCAUACUACUGGAUAUUAUUAUUUUUUCUGCGGCAUCUCUUUAUUUCCUUCAUCUUGCAUUUUUCCCCCGCUCAUAUUUCACCUCAAACUUGCUUUCGGUGAUUUUUUUAUUCUUCAGUUUUUUAUUGUUAGAAUUAUAAAUUUUUUUCUUUCUUCCCCUCCGGUCUUGGAGACUUCUCCCUCCGCCGCCGCUGCUCGACUCUGUUCCGCUGCUUCUAAUCCUCCGCUCGGUUCUGAUUCUACCGCUUUUACCGCUGCUACAACCGGAGCGGAGCGGACCGGGCACCGACACCGGGAGGAGGGAGAUUGGACUGUUGAGUUUGAGAUUAAAAUAAAAAGCUGACAGCAACUCCUGGAGGAUGCACUAGAUUCCAGCCAACAUGGUGCCAUUUUGGAGAUAAUUUUUUGACAUUUUAUUGUUUUUUAUUUCCUUGAUGGGUCGCGCGGAGCUGCUCAGGUGCACAUCUUGAGCGUCACCUGUCCACGCGCACCUUUUUGACGGCGCGCCUCCCAGUCGCUCGUUAAGUGGAUUACCGUGAUCCCGGACGGUCCUCUCCUGCAGGUUGACAUCUCCUCUUCCUCCUCCCCUCACCUCUUCACCCCCUCCUCCUCCUCCUCCUCCUCCUCCUGGAGUUAUGUCCAGGCCUCUCGCUCAGCUCCUGCCUCCGGACCUCCCCGCCGGGGCUACCAGCCCCCAGUUCGGGGCCACGAACCCGGCCGGAAGCGGCCCCCAGAGCGGACACCUGACCUCCAUGACCAACCUGAAGUCUCUGCUCCAGCUGCCCAUCAAGGCCGACCAGAGAGGGACCAAGGACUGCUGCGAAAUGAAAGACAAAGACAAGCCUCUGGACUCCGAUGAGGACUCGUUGGGCGUCAACGCCGGAGGGCCCGGUGGGGUUGGAGGGACCCCAGGGUCCGGAGCGCUGCGACCCAACUCCCAGUCCGCCUUCCUGGGGCCCCUGCUGUGGGAGAGGACCCUGCCGUGUGACGGAGGCCUGUUCCAGCUGCAGUACAUGGACCUGGAGGAGUUCCUGACCGAGAACGGGAUGGGGAUGCACAGCAACGGGCCCAGCUCCGCCAGCGCCCAGAUCCCCUCCCAGAGCUCCCAGUCUGCGGUGCCCAACCAGAGCUCCCAGUGUCCUCCUACCUCCCCUCCACCCUGCUCCUCUUCUUCCUCCUCCAUGUCCUCUUCAUCCUCCUCUUCCUCGCUGCUCGGAUUGGAGACCGUCCAGCCGCAACCGCCGCCACCACCGCCACCUCAGCAGCAGCAGCAGCAAAGCAUGAUGGGAGGAGCCGAGUGUCUACACGGCGGUCAGGCGGUGCCUCAGGAUCCGUCACCGUCCUCCACCUGUCCUCCAGGACCUCCAGGACCUCCGGCCGGCGCCAACGGCAGCAGUGACAUCAUGGUGAACUUCGACCCCGACCCGGCGGACCUGGCGCUGUCCAGCGUGCCGGGUCAGGAGGCCUUCGACCCGCGACGACACCGCUUCUCCGAGGACGAACUCAAACCGCAGCCGAUGAUCAAGAAGGCCCGCAAGAUGCUGGUCCCCAACGAGCAGAAGGACGAGAAAUACUGGAGCCGGCGCGUGAAGAACAACGAGGCGGCCAAGCGCUCACGGGACGCCCGGCGGCUGAAGGAGAACCAGAUCUCGGUGCGCGCCGCCUUCCUGGAGAGGGAGAACGCCGCGCUGCGCCAGGAGGUGGCCGACAUGAGGAAAGAGCUGGGCCGCUGCAGGAACAUCAUCAACAAGUACGAGAACCGGCACGGAGACUUGUGAGGAGGACGAGGAAGGAUGAUGAUGAUGAAGAUGAUGAUGGAGGGGCGGGAGGGGAAGAGGAGGCGAGAGAGAGAAGGGUACAAGGCAACCCAACAACAGCAGCACUUUAGUUGAAGUGGCGAGGGGAGGGGAAGGCCGGCGUAGAUCUGCAGUAAGCGCCGCGCGACACCGGGCGCAAAAAACUACAAAGUGUGUUUCAGUGGCGCUCGCUGUGCUUCAGGAUGUCACGACGGGAAAGCCCAGCGGCGCCGUUUUGUCUCUUUUUUUGGUCGUUUUUCCCCAGUUUGACUCUCUUUGUACAUGCUGCUUGGCUGAAAAUCCACACCAGACGUACUGUAUCACCACCUCGGCAGCUUCCAGCCACCCUCGGCGCUGUGCUUUGCGCCCGGUGUCGCGAGGCGUUUUUUGCAGGUAGUGCGUCGCCGGCCGCUGCCCUGGCCAGUUCAAACAGGGUGUUGAAUUCACAAUAUGCCAGUGAAAUCUCACUUUUUAAGCUCAAGGCAUGGACACAAAAGCCAGGGGAGGUCAGACGUGUGAUUUUUUUCUAUAAAUAGGACAAAUAAAACAGAAAACAUGUAUAUUUUUGAACUGGGCAGGAAGGCAGAGACUAGUCCAGCAUUAAGGAGGAAGAGGAAGAGGCGCGGGGGUUUUCGUCCAUUAAAGAGAUUUUGACAUAGGAAUUAUUGUAUAUUUUUCUAUUAGCAGAGGUAUUCAGGAGGAGGAUUUUGGAGAUAAUCUUUUGUAUAUUUAUAUAUGGGGCGGGGAGGGGCUGUUAGCUGGACAGUCACGGGGCCACAUAAAGCGCUUUUCCUCCCAGCUGUUUAUCGCUAAAAUGACAAAUGAUCUAUUUUCAUCUUUACAGAGCUGGUUGGUGGGAGGCCGAGGUGUUUCAGAGAAUGUAUCACGGUUGAAUCAGGUAUUUCACACGGUGCGAGACAAGGCGAGGUAUCUUAGUAACGAUUGUUUUGGGGCGACGCGGCAAGGCGACGGGAGGAAAAACAACAAAUCUGUAUAGUUUUAACGAACUUCUCUGUGUCCGUUUGUUUUCCUCGUGAGCUCGUUGAAGCACUUGAGUUAUUCUCUUCUAUUUGAUUCCGUGUCUCGAUUUGAAAUAAUAAUCGCAGGGCUUUCGAUUUCUGUUGUUUUUUUUUUUCUGGAAAGGCGAAGGAGUAAUUAGCCAUCAGAACAGCUGGAUGUGAGCAGACGUGUGGGAGGAUUUCGCUGGCAGGUUUAGGUCGGUGAAUGUGUCUUGCUCACGUGUGCACACACACAAACUUUUUGACACGAUUAUCGCGGUCUUUUUCUCACUUCUGUUCGCUCCUCGGAAGUGCAAAAAUCUUCUUUUUUUUGUUGUUUUGGACGGAACAGUGACUGAAACCUUUCGGCAUGCACGCAGACACACAAAGACAACACAAACACACACAGACACGCACAGCCCUCACCCGGUUUGAACCCUUAUCGUCGUCGUUGAUGUUGUUAUGGACUUCUAUGGUGCUGAUCUGAUCCGAUCCUCACACACGUUUAGACAAAAAGCCACAUAUGCAAACACACAAAAACAACACUUCCGCCAUGUCAGACACACAGUACUGAACUGCCUAUACCCUUUCUUUGUCUUUAAUUCCUUCUUUUGAGUUUAUCUUUUCUUUCUUUUGUUGCAUAUUGUAUUGAUAAAUCGUAUAUAGAUUUACACACACACACAAAAAAAAACACGUGUCUAUACCUCUCCUUCAAACUUUACCCAAUGAGAAAGAGAAAUGCACCCUACUGCUACUGUACCAUACAACUGUACUAUUGAAUAUUAAACUAUUCUCUCACUUGAUAUAUAUGUGUAUAUGAUAUAUGCUUGAAAUAUGUGAUUAUAGUUGUAAUAUACAUGAUUGAAUAUAUUACAGAAAAACCCAUUGGAAUCAUUUUGUCGGUUUUUUCUCAGGUGUUUUUGUCUGAGGUAUAUUAAAUACGCAUAUUAAAGAAAAAAAAGAGAAAAACACACAAAAAAAGGAUCCGAUCACAGAGUUUUGUGGUUUGGUUUAUUUGUUGGUUUUAUUUUGAAAGGGGGGGGAGGUUAUUAUUAUUAUUCUGUUUUGUUUUUCCUGUUGGAUUUUAUUGCUCCGGUUUGUUCCGAACUCACCAGCAUGGGACUGAAAACUUUUCCCACCGACCAACCGACCAUCCACUAAGCCCCGCCCCUUCCCUAGUUACUGUUGCUAAGCGUGUCAAGCUUCGGAUUCACGUCACUUUCGUACAGAGUGAAAUAACGACCAAAUGAAGGAAUAAUUACAACUUUUCUGAUUUAAAACAGCUUCUGAAGUCAUCUUUCCGUUUUUGAGAAAGUUUGCUUUCUUUUGCUUGUUUGAUGGUUUUUUUUGUGUUAUUUCUUUAACGUUUUUUAGGCUCUUUCUUCAGCUAACGUAGCCAACAUGGCGGACUUCUUCACAGUUAGCAGAAACGACCUAAUUCACAUUUUCUUUGAAGUUUUGUGACAUUUCAAAAGUUCCCAUCAAAUUUUAAUUAAAUGGAAACACGGCUAAUAAUUGAAUCAAUAGCAAGUGAAAUAGUCAUGUUGAGCUAACGUCAACUUUGUGACGAUGCGAUCGAGGCGUCCACCAAUGGGAGCGAAGGAUACCACAAAACUAUGCACCAUUUCAAUCUAUUAUUAAAUCUGAAGCUGCUUUUAGUCACAGUCUGAGCUGUGACUGAAGUCCAUUGGAUAUAUGCUGCAUGCACUUUUAUUAAAAAUAAAAAACUCAUAUUUUUAUGUUCAUUAUGAUUAUGUCUUUACAAAUUCCAUAAUUAUUUAUUACAGAAACUUAUUAUUCACUUAUUAUUAAAAAUUGACUGGAUAUCAAAAAAUAUUGACUACGAUGCAAAAAGUACCGCAAUUAUUCGUUGACCCGUCCAGAAUGACUUGAAAAUGAUCAAUAAUUAGGGAAAAUGAGUAAAAAUGAAUCCAGAAUGACAUUAAAUUUGUCCCAAAUGACUUGAAAAUUAUCCCAAAGACACAAAAAUGAUCAAAAACAAUGAGAAAAGAUUCAAACUGACAUAAAAUUUGUUGAAACUGAAAUGAAAAUUGUCCAAAAUGACUUGAAAAUUAUCCCAAAGACACAAAAAUGAUCCAAAGUGAUGUAUUAAAUAUAACACCAUUAUAAGAGAGAAAUUCCUCCAUUGCAUUUGCUGCUGCGAAUGCAAACUAUAAAAACUACACACUCCUUCAGUCCAUUAUUAAAUCCAAAGCUUGACAUGCGCUGCUUGAAGUGACAGUCUGAGCUGUGAUUGGUCGGUCGGGGUUUAACGGACGGUACUUCAUGUUUUUCUUUACAGAUGAAACUAAAACCUGGUUCUUGUUUUGCCUCACAGCCACACAUGAAGUUUUCUGAUUGUUCUUUCUGUUCAAUGUCUUCUCAGUCGACUUUCUUAAGGUGGAAUCUGUGAUUUUAUGAUCACCUAAACUCCUUUUGAUUCCCGCUACCGGCCUUCACUCAAUUUCCCAUGAGCCCGUUGGCGGCCGGCACCAUCCACAGACACUGAACCCAGCCCCAGGUGCAUCAUGGGAGUUGUAGUCGAUCCUUGGUUCUGUUUUUUUUCCCCCCUCCUUUCUCCUCGUCUUCUUUUUGGGAUUCUGUUAAAACCUGAGACACAAACUUUUGAAUUCAAAUCCCUGGAAGGAAAAGUCUCAGAGCUUCUCACGUGAGUUUUUUCUUUUGAUAUCUGGGAUAUUUGGGGAUUUCUUCACAGAAGUUUCAGAAACUUUUUGACAGUGCUAUUUUUCUAUGUACCUGUGUUGUUUGAACGUGUUCCGACGUUUCUUUUUUCUGGCCGACUCUUCUCGCUGGUGGCAGUGACAGUUUGCUGCUGUACGGUAAAAACGGCAUUGCGGGUAAAAAUGACGACAAUAACAAUGAUGAUAACAGUAAUAAUAAUGUACACAGCCUUGUUAUUUCUUCUUCAACUUUGUGGAUUCUCAGCUAACUUCUCCUUGUUGUGACUGACUGUUAUGAACUACGAGUCCCAUGAGCGCAACACUACCCCGACUUCUCACCAGUAUUGUGUGCUGUCCACGGGGACGAUGGCAUCUGUGGUCUUUUUUCCCUACAAACACCAAUAAAGGCUAAUCCUUAUUCACCGA
Molecule: messenger RNA, 5995 nt
Organism: Acanthochromis polyacanthus (spiny chromis)
Lineage: Eukaryota; Metazoa; Chordata; Actinopteri; Pomacentridae
Gene: dbpa
Product: D site albumin promoter binding protein a
Exons: 5
Coding region: 730-1872 (380 amino acids)
Biological process (GO): regulation of transcription by RNA polymerase II
Cellular component (GO): nucleus
Molecular function (GO): DNA-binding transcription factor activity, RNA polymerase II-specific; RNA polymerase II cis-regulatory region sequence-specific DNA binding
Source: RefSeq, a predicted model, not a curated record